Nanorana parkeri is the source of this 1828-nucleotide messenger RNA. RefSeq lists its product as uncharacterized. The record is from RefSeq and is a predicted model, not a curated record. Bases 267 to 1808 code for a protein of 513 amino acids. The transcript has 8 exons. Lineage: Eukaryota; Metazoa; Chordata; Amphibia; Anura; Dicroglossidae.
UGCAGAGACAAGAAUCCAGCCUCCGGUUCUCCUUACGGCUGGAAGCUAGCUCCUUUUUACAUAGCUGGCUGUACAUAUUGUGCAGAGAGAGCUCAGCAAUGCUGACCAUCAUGGAUACUGAAAGAGGAAAAGAAUAUUUUAAAGAAUUACAUUAGGAAAAAAAAAAAAGGAAGAUUGCAGAGGGGAGAUCCAGAUUCUGUUUCCUUAAGUCCCUAACUCCUGGGGAAGUGCAGAAACCACAAGAUUGACUUUGCUGGAGCAAGACAAUGUUUAACUGGCAUAAGACCUUUGCUAUUCUGCCAUAUUGGAAGAGAGGGAAGAAAGAUGGUUCGUCUGACGGAGAGGUAGUCCUGACUCACAUGAAAAAAUUAAUACAUGAUUACGACAGUGACCCACUUGGAUCCCAAAGUUUAAAUGGAGAUGCCUUAGUUCACAACGACACAGCUUCUGACUGCCCAUCAGAUGGGCCAGUUAAAGAAUCCAGCACAUGUGGCAUGGUGGUAUCUGAUCCCCUUCAGCAGCUCAAAAGACUGUAUAAGUUUGAGUCAGAGGAUUCUGGAGUAGAGAUGCCAAGUGGAGCCAAUUCACCCUCUACACCUAAAGGAUCAGAGAAGAGUUUUGUGAUGCACAGUAGAGAUUCCUCCUGUGAUUCAGGGGUGCUGAGCGCAUCAUCUUCACCUACGGUAGGCCACAUAGAAAUAAAUGCAGGUACAAACGAACAAGACACCAAUAACUUUCUUUCUGAUACUGAACACUGUAAGGAGUAUACGGACAAAGUCAAAGAUGAUGCUGAAGACCAAGAAAAUACCAUAGAAGAUUUUAUUGACUGCCAGGAAGAGGAGGAAUUGGAUUUGCCACCGUGCAGUGAUGAAAAUGACUGCACAGACAACGCAUUGUACAGUACAGCACACUCAUCCGCAAUAGAGGAAGACACCAAAGUUGUGGAUGACUUUUACAAGGACACAUUUGAGGAAAUUCAGGGUUUGCAUCAGUUGAAAAGAAGUCCAACAAGUGACAGUCUGGAUGAAUAUAUGGACGAAUGUUGUCGACUGAGUGAGGUAAACCAGGGAGCCUCAAAGGCACUGGGGUCAGGCCUCGGAUACUUGGAACAUAUCUGCCAGCUUAUAGAAAAAAUUGGCCAGCUUCAAGAGCAUAAUCUGAAGCUGCAAAAACAAAUCUUUGUGUUACAAAAGGAAGAUAGAAUGAAACAGAUGAAAGAGGAGUACUUUGGACAGCACUGCUCCUGUGGAGCAGCGAAUAUUUUGCUCAGCCCGUACCAGGAGACUAAGAAGCAUUUUCCUGCGAGGAGGAACCGGCCGCAUAGUAUGUUUGUACAAAGUGGAAACCAAUCUGACCUCUCCAUGAUCCCAGAAAUUGGCAUUAACUAUGAAAAGUUUGGCUACAAAGGAAACAAUGUCCAGAUGGAUGGCUGGAGAAGUCCUAACAUACUGGGAGUCAGGAAGCCUUUCACUAAACUAAAAUGUGAAGACAAAGAAAGUAAGCUGGGCUGGGACAGGAAUUUCAAUGAAGCCUUCACACCACUGGAACAAGAUAUGAAAAAGCUGGAUCUCCAUCCAUGGGGACGUGUCCGAGAUCUUCUUAAGAAGACCAAAAAGAACCAGAACAAAUUAGGAUUAUCGUCCGCAUCAUUGAAGAGAUCCUGCCCUCAACUCUACAGGCCGGAUAUUGUGCAAAAUGACAUUAAAAAAAGAGACAGAAAUUCGAUGAUCGUCUUUGGACAGAAUGUAAACAGAGAAAAUCCAUGGUCCAGUUUGUAUGGCUUAAACAGGAAAGAUGAUGAUAUGUGAAGAUUCGGGUGGUAAACAGA